This is a messenger RNA of Daphnia pulicaria, 1198 nucleotides long. Its product is annotated as endochitinase A-like. NCBI's taxonomy places the organism in Eukaryota, Metazoa, Arthropoda, Branchiopoda, Diplostraca, Daphniidae. The coding region runs from base 164 to 1177 and encodes 337 amino acids. The record is from RefSeq and is a predicted model, not a curated record. The transcript has 4 exons.
GACAGAACUUUCAAAGCUCCUGUGCUGCGGUUAUUUUUUGAAUUAUUAUUUUUCGGUUCGGUAUAUAAAAGCCCUGCCAGGUAUCGUUGGAAGAGCAGAACUUCAUCAUCAGGCACAGCAGCAGUUUUCACACUGCAUCUUCGCCGAAAUAACGUUAUCAAAGAUGAAAUUUGCGCUGAUUUUCCUGAUGGCGUUCGUUGCCGUGUCUCAACAAUUUUAUCUUCAACGGCCUAACAUUCCAUUUGUUUGGCUGGCACCUCACCCCGCAGCACGAUUCUUCUUGAACAAUUACCAACCACUAGUUGCCUUUCAUGAAGAUUUGAACCGAGAUUCAGCGGAUAGCCAAAGUAACACCGAUGGUGAUCAAGAUGAAUAUCCCGACGUACAAUCAAGGAUCAAAGGCAACCGGCCAGCAGUGCUAUCCAACAGCCAGUCUCAGAACGGACGGUUUCUGGCCAAUAGCUUCGGAAACACCAAUUUCAUUGCCACCACAACUACUAGUACCUUCACAACGAUUAGCUUGUCUACCAGUACAUCUACCAGCACUACCACCAGCACGACGACUAGUACCAGCACGGCUGUCAUCACUAACACAGCCAUUUUGUCGCUCACCUCGGUAGUGAAAUGCGUCCCUUCUUUCCAACUGUUCCCAAAUCGAGUUUCUUGUGGAAGAAAGAAAAGAGGAAUUGACGAAGAAGAUGAUGAAGAACACCACCAAUAUGUUAUCUCUCCUUCGGAAACACUUGAGUUGAUGCCUACUGCUCUGCCAUCGGAAACACGUGAACUGGCCCUACCUGCCGAACAGCUGAAAUCCUCCAAAGACGAAGUUGCCGAGGGGUGCAAGGAAGAUAAGAAAAGAGAUAAACGACUUUUCUUCCUAAACAGAAAUUUCUAUACGACAUCGACGGUAACGGCAACGACAACAUCGACCACGGUUAUCGUUAUCCCCACGACAACGGUGACUCAGUCAAUUUCCACUGCUACUGCAUUCGCUACAACAACCUCCACUACCUUUGUAUUUUCUAAUUCGACUGUUACACAAAUUAUAAAUCUAAUCAAUAACCCAGUGCCAACUGUUCAAUGUCAAGCAGUAGCCGUACCUGCUGCUGGUGCAGUACCUGCCAUACCGCAGUGCGUUGCCUGUUUACCAGUAGGCUACGUUGUCUGCACUAAUUAAUACCGGAAUCAAUCAAUCUUU